CAUUUUGUCUUCACUUUCGUUCAUCAUCGCAAACAAAAUCGUCAGUUUGGCAUGAAAUUGCGGGUACGCCUUCAAUCAAGGACAGUUGUAGUCAGCCCAGAAAAUGACACGACUUUAGGAGUUCUAAAGAACGACGUUGGAGAAGUUUUCAACUUGCAGGAAGAUAGUUUUUUCCUGACUUUGAAUGGCAAAGAUCCCAUAGAAGAUGGUGAUGACAAGAAGUUGACAGAGCUGGGUGUAGUGUCGGGAGACUUGAUAAAAGUGCUGCUGAGGGAGGGUGUCCAGCCACCAGACAGUGUGAACACUGGGGCACCUGGUUCUUCAGGCCAUGGCAGAGUUGAACAGCCAUCAAGUAGCUCCACUGCCUCCCACAACCAUGAGCCCAGGCCAAGUCACAGUAAUACAUCUACUGAAGAAAUCUCAGAUGGUCAGAAUAAAAGACUUAAACCCUCACAUAGUGAACUGACCAGUGCCGUCCCCCAGGGGUCAGAUCCUGUGCCCCCUGGGCAGGGAGGUUGUGAAGAAGAUAUGGACACGGGUGGACAGUUACUGGACACUGGGCAGUCAGAGGAGCAUGUGGUCAAUAGAUAUUUAAAGGAACCCAUCCACUGCAGAGAUUCCACCGACAGCGCCGUCCCCCAUCUGUUACAGAGCACUUACCAGUCAGCGCAAGUGACCAGCAAGGCUGAGGCAUUGUGGGUAGUGCUUCACUUGUUAAUGGUGGAAACUGGGUUCCAAGCUGUCGGUCAUGGCAGCAGUCAGCACGACCCUGACAAGAUGGACGAUGCCAGCACUUCCAGCUCAGAGCAACACACGUCUCAGCACAUGCCUAAAGGCUGGAGGUCAGCUGGUGGGAGCUUUAAACUGACCUACUCACACCACUCGUGUCCAGAACUGACCUGCACGUUAGUGGGGGUUACUCUUGGGUCCACUCUUGCUAUACAUGGUCUGAUAUCUGAGGAUGGGGACACCUGUGACAUGACCAUGAGUGUGACAGACUAUGUGAGGGACACACCUUGUGAUGCAUGUCAAGCUUUCCGACAGUUGCCAAAAUUAUCUCGACUCUUCAAGGACAAUAUUGCCUAUGUUUUAUUAGGAAGACUGAGACAAGCAUUAAGUCUACCAACACUUCAUGGCUUCAUGGGACUUCUCCCAGAGUUGAAGGUUACAGGGACAAUAGCUUGUCACAUAAUUGGUAUCAGUUGUACAAGCAGAGAUAUCUUGAAAGAAAAGCCGCCAGGGAGCAGGUCAGGUUGGUCCUUCCUGGAAUGCCUCAUCGUUUUGGCGUACCACCCCUGCCUUUUGCCCCCGGGGUCCACCCCCCAGGGUUCAGGGGAGGAGACUAUGAUCUUGAUCCGUUUGGUGGAAGUGGGCCAGUCUUCAGCCUCCCACAGCCCAGAUUUGACCCUCUCCUGGGCCCGGGGUUGCUUCCAAGACCACGCCCUGGACCGGGAGUAAGAAACCCAAGACCUUCGUACGGUGGUGGCGGCUUCGGGCCAAGAUUUUUCUAAAGACUUCUCUGUUGAUCUUUAAAGGCGUCAGUUGAUCUGUUAUUUGUUUUAAUAAAAGGACCGAUGGUUAUUCCGUA
Messenger RNA from Lingula anatina, 1588 nucleotides. RefSeq names its product F-box only protein 7. Gene Ontology annotation, biological process: positive regulation of autophagy of mitochondrion. Gene Ontology annotation, molecular function: protein kinase binding. Lineage: Eukaryota; Metazoa; Brachiopoda; Lingulata; Lingulida; Lingulidae. The record is from RefSeq and is a predicted model, not a curated record.